UUUUCUUUCUGUACAAAAACAAUCCGCAGCUGCUGCGUAUCAGAUUUUUUCGUUCUCUCGAAUAAAGCGAACAAUAAUCUCGGGAAAGUGCAAAAGUUUCACCAAUUUUCGUUAGAUAAUCGCGGAAGAUUAGCUUCGGUCGGGAUUGCUUCCUAUUUUGUGCGUUGAUCUAGCAGAAAGAGCUAUGCGUCGUCCUUGAUGUGUCAUCCAGUGCAGUGUGACAGUGUGAAAAACAGUCGCCAUUUAUCGCAGCUAGAAUCUUUCCUACCUGGGACUGCGCCCCGUCGGAGGAGCUGCCGAUAUGGACAUCGUCGGGUUGGUCAAGCGGUCGUACUCCGAUUACGGAACUAUCCUGAAGGACUCGUGGUAUACGAUAAUCGCAGAAGAGCUUAGAGAAAAUUUUGCCUGGUCAUUGAGCUUACUUUUGCUCUUUAUUGCCACGAUUUUUGGCCUGUACUGCUGGAGACGCAUCUACUUGAAAAAACUGCGCGACAAGGCCGCCCAGCUGCUGUUUCAGAACUAUGACUCGUCCCAGCUGCGCUUCCGCAAGCGCGACAAGAUGAUGUUUUAUGGCCGGCGGAUGCUGCGCAAGAUGAAGUCCAUCUCGGGCCAGGCGUACGGCGGGCAGGGCCGCAAGCGGAAGGCCGUGAUGCGGUUCGCAAAGCGAUUGCUGCACAUGCGCCGCGACAACGAUCCGAUCCAGCUGCAGGUCGUGGAACCGCCGGCCGAGUAUCUGGAGGAAGCGGCCGAGGGAAACGACAAGGUUCCACCGGACGCGCUGUACAUGCUGCAGAGCAUUCGUAUCUUUGGUCACUUUGAGAAGCCGGUUUUCUUGAAGAUUUGCAAGCACACGGAGAUUAUAAAUUUGAUUGCGGGUGAGUCGCUGAUCAAGGUUGGUGACGCGGAUGAUAGCGUGUUUAUCGUGCAGUCGGGACAGAUCAAUGUGUUUCUGAAUAAUCCGGACGGAAGUUCGAUUGCAUUGAAGGUGGUUCGUAAGGGUGAGUCGGUGACGUCGUUGUUGAGCUUUAUCGAUGUGCUUGUGGGCAAUACUAGUCAGUACAAAACGGUGACCGCAAGGGCCAUGGAGAACUCGCAGGUCAUUCGGUUGCCCAUGUUCGCCUUCAAGGAGGUGUUUGACGAAAGUCCCGACUUGUUGGUUCGGGUGAUUCAGGUCAUCAUGAUUCGAUUGCAGCGGGUCACGAUCACGGCGCUGCACAAUUAUCUUGGACUGAGCACGGAGUACAUUCAGUGUUCCUCACAGCGCAAGAAGGUUUCCGUCCCGAUGAAGAACAGUCCCGGCCAUCGGCGCGUUCCUUCGGACGUCCAGAUUCAGCCGUCGCAUUCGUUGGUUGGCCAGCUGAGCAGUGCCAGCGAGAUCCGGCCGGACAUGUUGGCCGAUUUGGCCGAUCACAUUGCCAGCCGGCGGACGUCGGCCCUGCCGAGUGAACCGAUGGAGGAAGCGCUGAUGAAGUCUAUCGCCAUUGAGGGGUUCCUCAAGGAGCUGGGUCUGCGGGAGGAAGACCGGCCUUUUAUCGAGGACAACAUUGUGCUUAAGGAGAUUGCACCGGGGACAACGCUUACGCACCAGGCCAGAAGUGAUGAUGUCAUGCUGAUAUUCGUCAUUAGUGGCGGGUUGACACUUGCCCAGUAUCCGCAAAUCAAUCCCGGGUGCAACAAAAAGUUGGACAAGUCCGAUAGUCACACAGUUACCAUCCAUCCGGGUGAUGUCGUUGGAGGAUUGGCCGUUUUGACGGGCGAAAGCAGUUUGUACACGAUCAAAGCCAAGCACUAUUCGCGGGUGGGACUGCUGAGCAAGGAAGUGAUCUACAGCAUAAUGCGUGAACGCCCAGCCGUAGUGCUGGAUAUUGCCGAUAGCGUCGUGAAGCGUUUGUCGCCGCUGGUUCGGCAGUGUGAUUUCGCACUGGAUUGGAACUUUUUGGAGUCUGGUCGGGCGGUUUAUCGCCAGGAUGAGACCAGCGAUUGCACGUACAUCGUGCUGAAUGGCCGUCUUCGGUCGGUCAUCACUCACACGAACGGCAAAAAAGAGAUUGUUGGCGAGUACGGCAAAGGAGACUUAAUUGGAAUCGUCGAAAUGAUCACGGAGACGUCCCGCACCACAACCGUGAUGGCCGUCAGAGAUUCCGAGCUGGCCAAGCUACCGGAAGGUCUGUUCAACGCGAUCAAGUUCAAGUAUCCAAUCGUGGUGACUCAGCUGAUCAGUUUACUCAGCCAUCGCAUCCUGGGAUCGAUGCAGUCUCGACCAAUUACCGGGAGCGCGUUGACGACAGUUCCGUUCGAUACGAAUCAGCAAAUUUUGCAUCGUUACUCUACGGUGGCGAUCGUCGGCAUCAGCGAGGACGUGCCGCUGACCGCGUUCACAUACGAGCUGUACCACUCCCUCUGUGCCAUCGGUUCAACGCUGAGGUUGACCUCGGAGGUGGUGCGCAAAACCCUUGGUCCCCAGAUCAUGGAACAAUCCAACGAAUAUCGGUUGACCAGCUGGCUUGGCCAGCAGGAGGAUCGGCACAACAUUGCGCUGUAUCAGUGCGAUCUCACGUUUGGCCCGUGGACGCAGCGUUGCCUGAGGCAGGCUGACGUAAUUCUGAUCGUCGGUGUCGGUGAUCGUCCGCCAACGAUCGGUAAGCUCGAGAAGGAGAUAGACCGGCUGGCGAUCAGGACGGCCAAAGAGUUGGUUCUGUUGCACCACGAGGGCGCUGCCCGGCCGAGCAACACGACCAGUUGGCUCAACAUGCGGGCCUGGGUGACGCGGCAUCACCACAUCCAAUGUCCUAAGCGCAUGUUUACGCGACGGAGUCAGUACCGCAUUAACGACUUGUACAGCAAGGUGCUCAUGUCCGAACCGAACAUCCACUCGGACUUUUCGCGGCUGGCCCGAUGGUUGACGGGGAAUUCGGUUGGGUUGGUGCUUGGCGGAGGUGGCGCACGAGGAGCGGCCCACGUGGGUAUGUUCCGCGCCAUUCAGGAAGCCGGAAUUCCGAUCGACAUGGUGGGCGGCGUCAGCAUCGGUGCCUUUAUGGGUGCCCUCUGGUGUUCGGAGAAAAACAUCACUACGGUCACGCAAAAGGCCAGGGAGUGGUGCAAGAAAAUGACCCAGUGGGGUCGUCAGCUGCUGGACCUGACCUAUCCCAUCACGUCGAUGUUCUCCGGCAGAGAUUUCAACCAAACCAUCCACGGGACCUUCGGGGACGUUUGCAUCGAGGACCUGUGGAUUCCGUACUUUACGCUUACCACCGACAUUUCAGCCAGCUGCGCGCGGACACACACUCACGGGUCCCUCUGGCGUUAUGUUCGAUCGUCCAUGUCGCUUAGCGGGUACAUGCCCCCGCUGUGUGAUCCAAAAGACGGACAUCUGCUCUUGGACGGCGGUUAUGUGAAUAACCUACCAGGGACACUGUGGCGUUAUGUUCGUGCUAGUAUGUCCGUAGCAGGAAUAUUCCCUCCUAUCUGUGAUAAUAGAGAUGGUCAUCUACUGUUAGAUGGUUGUUACACUAAUAACGUUCCAGCGGAUGUGAUGCGCGGCCAGGGUGCAGCUCACAUAAUUGCGAUCGACGUUGGCUCGCAGGACGACACCGACCUGACGGAUUACGGCGAUGACCUGUCCGGCUGGUGGCUGCUGUACAAACGCUGGAACCCGUUCACGUCACCCGUAAAGGUGCCCAACCUGCCCGACAUUCAGUCCCGGCUUGCGUACGUUUCCUGCGUCCGGCAGUUGGAGGAAGUGAAGAAAAGCGAUUACUGCGAGUACAUCCGGCCACCGAUCGAUACCUACAAGACGCUGGCGUUUGGAAGUUUCGACGAGAUCAAAAACGUUGGCUUUGAGCACGGAAAGGCCUUCUUCGAAAACAUGGCCAAAUGUGGGCGCCUGUCGCGAUUCAACCAGUGGAGCGUCAAGGACGUUCCCCAGAAGGUGACACACUCUCUGAACGAAUACUCCUUCAUCGAUUUGGCCCAAAUAGUGUGCAAAGUGCCGGAGACGUACCCGGAGCGGGGUUACUCGUCCAGCGAGGACGACUACUACGACGGUUACGCGUCCGAACCGUCCACCAUCCCGAUGAACAAGGGCUCGUCGAUGCGGAUCAUGCGGGCCGCCGGUUCGCUGUCGCUGUCCGAGAACGAGAUGGACUCGGACGAGCUCGAAUAUCCGGUGGCGUUCAAAAAACUUCAAAGUCCAACGCCCACGUCCGAUCGAAACAUCAGCAACAACAGCAGCAGCAUUCCGCUGACGCCGGAGCGGUCGUUCAAAGAUUGAAAUGUUGGGAUGGCAAUCUCCUCAGUGAUUCGUUUUACAAAUCAUUUUCGAUUAGAAUAUUUUUACCACACCAAAUCACGGUAGCUGAGAAAUAGCAGUUUACGACAAUAGUUUCAUGGUUCGCACAGCUCCUUUCAAAUGUGUACGCUUCAUGAAACAGUGUAAAUAAAAACUUAUUUUCCCUAAAAAAAA
This is a messenger RNA of Culex pipiens pallens (northern house mosquito), 4462 nucleotides long. RefSeq names its product neuropathy target esterase sws (gene sws). Lineage: Eukaryota; Metazoa; Arthropoda; Insecta; Diptera; Culicidae. The transcript has 12 exons. The record is from RefSeq and is a predicted model, not a curated record. Gene Ontology annotation, biological process: phosphatidylcholine metabolic process. The coding region runs from base 302 to 4270 and encodes 1322 amino acids. Gene Ontology annotation, cellular component: endoplasmic reticulum. Gene Ontology annotation, molecular function: phosphatidylcholine lysophospholipase A1 activity.